Messenger RNA from Prunus armeniaca (apricot), 816 nucleotides. Lineage: Eukaryota; Viridiplantae; Streptophyta; Magnoliopsida; Rosales; Rosaceae. The record is from the annotation of a GenBank genome assembly.
AUGGUGGGGACGAAUCUGAAAGCGGAGACGAUGGGUCUGAUGGAGAAGAGGAGUGCUCUAGAGGCGGAGAUGAAUGCCGUCAUCGAGCGUCUUACGCAACCCGGUGGCCCUGGAAUCUCCGGCAACCUCCUUGACUCCGAGGGUUUUCCCCGUCACGAUAUUGACAUCCCAACCGUGCGAGCGGAAAGGCGUCGUCUUGCUGAAUUGCGAAAUGAUCACAAAGAGAUUACAGAGAUUUUGAACGAAAAUAUACAAGUUCUGCACUCAGCAAGGCUUGCUCCUAAAUCAUCAUCCCUCAGAGAUUCAGAUGACCAAAGCGCAUCAGUUGUCAACGUUGUUGCAUCUGCAUCCUCAACUAAUGUUCAUAGUGAUUCUACCAAUCCCAUGGAUGUGGACGUGAUUGUGAGAGUACCCUUUGCGUUGGUUGAUGAGAUAGCUGAUGCAUCGCCAGCAGGAGAAGAUGGUUUACAGCUUGGAGAUCAGAUUGUUAAAUUCGGCAAUGUGGAAAUUGGUGAUAAUUUGCUGCAGAGACUUGCUUCUGAGGCUCAAACUAAUCAGGGCCAUGGGAUACCUGUAAUACUUGUAAGGCAAGGUGCUCAAGUCAACUUAACGGUGACACCUAGAACAUGGCAAGGCAGGGGUCUGCUGGGUGCCUUUGAGGGUCAUAAGAUACCAGGGAUAAGUUUAAACUUCUGUGAUGUCCAUCUUUCAAUGGAUAUAUGCUUGAAGGAAGAACUUGCCAUUUCCGGAUCCUGUGAGCAGUUGGUUUUCCAGUUCUUCACAAUCCUCCAGAAGAUUCAAGUCAAGACAGUUUAG